Molecule: messenger RNA, 2710 nt
Organism: Condylostylus longicornis
Lineage: Eukaryota; Metazoa; Arthropoda; Insecta; Diptera; Dolichopodidae
Product: zinc finger protein 182-like
Exons: 7
Coding region: 163-2247 (694 amino acids)
Biological process (GO): regulation of transcription by RNA polymerase II
Cellular component (GO): nucleus
Molecular function (GO): RNA polymerase II cis-regulatory region sequence-specific DNA binding; DNA-binding transcription activator activity, RNA polymerase II-specific; zinc ion binding
Source: RefSeq, a predicted model, not a curated record
GUUGAAAAAUUGAAAAGUUUCGCAAAAAGUUUACUUCUUAAAUGUAAAGGAUAAAAUUUUGGUCAAAUAACGGUAAAAAAUAUAUCUCUCAAGCUAAACAUAAGAUUCGUUACAUUUAAAAGAUUUAAAUAUAAUAUAUUUUUAAAAAGAUUAGAAGAAAAUAUGGCAUCAAUAUGCCGAUUGUGUGCAACAUUGAGGAAAAUUGAGUCUUUUGUAAACUUACACGAUACUUCACUUGAUAUCUGUAUGAAAUUAGAGAAAUGUUGUCAACUUAUCGUUCCAAGAUCAAAUGAUGUGCUACCACAAAAUGUCUGCAAUGAAUGCGUACUUAAUUUGAAUGAUUGCUGGAAGUUUUUCCAAAAAGUUCACGAAUCGCAAGAAUCUUUGUCCAAAAUAUUUUAUAUAGAUGAUAGCACAACAGCAAAUGAUACUACUGAGAAAUAUUACGUUCAAAAUCAAUCCCUUAAGAGCAAUGCACAUUCGGAAAAUAACAUAACAAGCAGUAGCGACAAUAUAAAUCAUACCCAAAAUAUGGAAGUUGAAAGGCUUUUGAACAACAUUACUAUAAUUGCUGAUAAUCGGAUAUCUAAUGAAAUAGGACAAAAUGUUUCCGAUAAUGAUUCAGAGAAUGGCCUUAAAAUAGAAAUAGCUGAACAAUUAACAUUUGAUGAUUUAGAUGAAAGUGAUUUUGCUAUAGCGACUGGUUCAAUUGUUACAACAAAUGUAAGUCGAACCGAUACGAGAUUUGUUGAGAUACAAGAAGAGGAUCAAGAAAAUCAAGAUAUAGCCGAAUUACAGCUCCAUAAUCUACCUACAGAAAUUAACGUUGAUGAAAAUGUUCAUGAGACGGAGACUAAUAAGUUUGUAGAUCAAACAAUUGAUCAAAUAGAGAAUCAAUUGAAUAAAGAAUAUCGAAAUGAUGAAAUGGAAAAUAGCAGCAACAUGGACAAUACAGAUAAUUCAAAUUCUACUUCAAUGUUGUCAACAUCACUGUCAAGAUCUAUGAUUAUGGAAAGUUUGAAUGAAUCAGAUUUGGAAACUUUAGGUUCUUGGAAUGAUUACAUUUGGAAAUGUGUUUAUUGCCAAGAUUUUAUAUCUGAAAAUGUAGAUAAUCUUCGUCUUCAUAUUUACUCAGAGCAUCAAACUCAGUCAGUAAGAUAUGUUUGCAUUGACUGCCAUAAAACAUUUGAUAAAUAUUAUACUUUUAUUAAUCACGUAAAAUUAAGACAUCGAAUACAAUUACAACUUUGUUGCGAUCUUUGUUCAGAAUUUUUUGAUACCGCAAACAUUCUUGCUGAACAUAGAUCUACAGGUCAUGUACAAGAAAUUCAUUUUGGUAACGUAAAGAAAAGUGAAAAUGAUUUAACUUACUGUUCUAUUUGUGCCAAAGCUUUCAAAAACAAAACGGCUUUAGUUGUUCAUGUCAAAGGUCAUAUACCAAGUGACCAAAAAUAUAAAUUUCCUUGUGAUUAUUGUGAUAAAAUAUUUGCAACCAAAGCAAAUUGGAAAGCACAUAAUAAAAUUCAUGUUGGUUUGAAAGAUUAUGUAUGUGCUCUUUGUGGAAGAGGUUUUGUACAGAAGGCCAAUUUAGAUGAACACAUGUUAACACAUACUGAAGAAAAACCAUUUGAAUGCGAAGAAUGUCAUAGACGAUUUAAAACUUCUGAUCGUUUAGCUAAACAUAUAUCAGUGCACAGUGAUUCUAGACCACAUAAAUGUUCAAUAUGUGGUAGUUGUUUUCGUGAAAAAGAUACAUUACGUGUACAUUCUCGUAUACAUACUGGAGAAAUGCCAUAUUCAUGUGAAUUUUGUGGAAAACGUUUUCGAUUUCGAAGUGUAUUAAAGACACACCGUCACCAACACACCGGUGAACGACCAUAUUCAUGUUUGGAAUGUAAUCAUCAUUUUACCAAUUGGCCAAAUUACAAUAAGCAUAUGAAACGGCGACAUGGUAUAAGCGAAAAUAUUGACCAGACUGUUUCAAAUGUUACCAUGAAUGUAAUUCAAAAUGAUUUGAAUUCCUCACAAGUUGCCAAUUCAUCAAAUUUGUCACCAGCAAGAACAUCGGAAAAUAAUACUAUGGCUAUAGUAGCUGUCAAUAAUAGUACUCUUAAUAAACAAAUAACAUCAUCAUCAUCAUUGUCAUCAUCAACAUCAGCAUUAUCUGCAUUGAAAGCAUCUUCAAUAUCAAGAAUACCAAGGGCAAGAACUGACAUAAAUCAAACAUCAACACCAGUAACACAUUAGAUAAAUCAAAGAAAUUGAAACUAUUAACUAUUUUGAAUUUUAUAAAAUAUUUCAAUAUAAUAUUAAUGUACAUACAUAUAAUAUAUUUAAAGAAACAAGAAAAGAACAAAAAUAUAAAGGAAGGUUAAAAUCUAAUAGCAAAUUAAAUAAAUUUGCCACGAGAAUGGUAUCUGAUAAAUUAAUUUGCAACAACCCAAGAUAUAUAACAAUUUUUCAAAACAGAACAAUAGUUAAAGAAACAGAAUGUUAACAGAGAGUGUGUUAGAUGUCAUAAAGAAAGGUUUGAAGUAAUUGCAGAUUUUCUGGAGUUUCAGUCUGCGUUUGCGGCUAUUCAGAAACAAAACGUCCAUUUUGUAGUUAAUAGUUUCAGGAAUAUAAAAAUUAAAUUUUGUUACAAUAUGUUUGCAAAAUAGAUUUAAUAAUUUUAUUAAAUAGUGUAUCUUGUCAUUUUUGUCAACCAAUG